CGCGCCCAUAACAACCAAAAACACCCAGUCAUCAACCUGAACCAAACCAUUUAAUCAACCCGCCGCGCCCAUAACAACCAAAAACACCAUCAACAUGUCCGACGCAACAACCACCACCACCACCACCAAACUCCCCGUCACAGUCGACAAACCCACCCCCUACACCUUCGACCUCGGCCUCCUCCUCGCCAACGACCCCAACCCCCUCCUCCUCGACCGCUCCACUCCACUCGAACCCCAACUCGCCACCAUCGCCCGCGACGGAUGCCAAUCCCUCAUCAACCAACUCCUCACGGCCUGCCCCAUCAGUUCCACCCCCGCCGGCGUCUUACUGUCCCUCCCGCCUCCUCAAACCCCUCUCCCGCGCGAGAAACCCGUGCCGACGCCCAAGGCCGAAACGAAAUGGAGCCAGUUCGCCAAGCGCCGCGGCAUCAAGCCCAAGACGCGCGAGCAGCGACGCAACCUGCAGUAUGACGAGACGACCGGGGAAUGGGGCCGCAAGUGGGGGUACAAGGGCGCCAACAAGGCGGGCGAGGAUGCGCCGAUUAUUGAGGUCAAGAAGAGCCAGGAGGAGAAGCGGAUGGCGGAGGGGAAGAGUGUGAGGGGCGAUAAGAGACGGGAGAUUAGAGAGCGGGUGAAGAGGAAUGAGCGGAAGAUGAGGGCGAAUGAGCGGAGGGAGAGUGGGAGGAAGAAGUAAAGUGAGUGCCUUUGAACAGUAAUGAUGGGGUACUUGUGCAGAAG
Molecule: messenger RNA, 741 nt
Organism: Neurospora hispaniola
Lineage: Eukaryota; Fungi; Ascomycota; Sordariomycetes; Sordariales; Sordariaceae
Product: ribosomal biogenesis regulatory protein
Exons: 1
Coding region: 95-697 (200 amino acids)
Biological process (GO): endonucleolytic cleavage in ITS1 to separate SSU-rRNA from 5.8S rRNA and LSU-rRNA from tricistronic rRNA transcript (SSU-rRNA, 5.8S rRNA, LSU-rRNA); ribosomal large subunit biogenesis; ribosome biogenesis
Cellular component (GO): nucleus; preribosome, large subunit precursor; nucleolus
Molecular function (GO): protein binding
Source: RefSeq, a predicted model, not a curated record